AUGAAAGAUACAGAAAUUAUGAUAAUUUCUUCCUUUCAUGUUCUUCUUUUACUCUUCUUCUUUGCCUCUUCUUAUGCUUCUUUUUUUUUAUCUUCCUGUUGUUUUUUCUUAUCUUUGUUUUGGGUAUUUUCAUUUUUUAAUUUGCGCUGUCAGUGUCUGGAUUUAUGGUUUUGUCAUUUUUCUUUUCUGGACUUUUUUUUUUUCUUAUCCUUUCAGACUCAUCCUCGUUAUUGUUAUGUUCUUGUUAUUGAAUUUGGUUCUCUUGACUAUUUUCUUUCAGAGUUUCUUUCUUUUCUGAACUUUUGCUUUCAUUUCAGGACUUUCUUCUUUCUUGGAUAUUCUGGUUGUUAUUUUGUUUUUUCUUCUUUUUUCUUACUGAACUCUCUUCAGUUGCUUCUUGAUUUCCUUCACUCACUUUUCCAUUAUGUUGUCAUCUAUAUGUUUUACCUAGGCCUACUGGUGUUAAUUCUUCUUUUGUUACUUUUUCUCCAGUCACACAAGUUUCUUCCUUUAAAUGUAUUUCUAUCUAUUGUACAUUCUUUUAAUAUUAUUAUUUGA
Messenger RNA from Entamoeba dispar SAW760, 558 nucleotides. RefSeq lists its product as uncharacterized. The record is from RefSeq and is a predicted model, not a curated record. Bases 1 to 558 code for a protein of 185 amino acids. The transcript is spliced from 2 exons. Lineage: Eukaryota; Evosea; Mastigamoebida; Endamoebidae.